Molecule: messenger RNA, 609 nt
Organism: Puccinia triticina
Lineage: Eukaryota; Fungi; Basidiomycota; Pucciniomycetes; Pucciniales; Pucciniaceae
Exons: 4
Coding region: 1-609 (202 amino acids)
Biological process (GO): superoxide metabolic process
Molecular function (GO): metal ion binding
Source: RefSeq, a predicted model, not a curated record
AUGUUUUACUCGAAGAGCAAAUGGAUCCUCGUAGGGCUCCUUGCAGCCAUUGUAGAUCUGAGCUCCGCGCAUCCGGCUGGGCAACCUCCAUCAACACCGAAAUAUCCUACUACAGCGAAAGCCACACUCAAUGCCAAAGGAUUUGAAGCUGUCUUUACUUUUCUGCUCUUACAUUCCGGCACCUCCCUCACCUCACUCCACAUUACUGGCUACGCAACCGUUCCAUUUCCACUGACGGGCGUUCACCUCACAUAUUCCGGAGUGCCAGAUGGCCAAGAUUUUGACUAUUCCAUCCACGAAAAGCCGAUUGCCCAUGGGGAUGAGAUUGAAUGCAAGGACGUCGGGGACCUAUGGAAUCCAACAAAGUCGACCUACAAAGGUUCUGAUGAAUUUAAAUGCAAACCCGAACAACCUGCCUAUUGUGAAUCAGGUAAUUUGUCCGGCAAACAUCGCAAGCUCAAACAUAUCCCCGACUCCAACUCUAACUAUUUUGAUCCCAGUCUCAGAUUUGGUUACUCGGAACUAGGCAUUUUUGGUAAAAGUAUCGUGGUUUACGAUCCGACCGGCACCCCGGUGACAUGUGCCACCAUUGUGCCUCAUGACCCGUGA